AUGGAACGCCUUUUGCGUCACAUGCCGCAUAUGCCGGGAGUGAACCACUCAAUGUUCUACUUCGUUCACAUGUUUAUGCGAUUUUGUUGGCACACCGAGGAUGCCUUUUUGAAUUCAGUUUCAUACCUUCGCCGCGGAAGCGCUGACAAUAUUUGGUACGCUAUACCUCUGAAAUACGUAGGGGCCUUCGAGACAUAUGCUGCCGAGAAUCCUUCUGCACAGAGAUCUUUGAUGUGCAAGACAACCAUCUUUGAUCUGAGGGAACUAAAAAGCCGAGGGAUUGAAUGCCAUCGUAUUCGGCACAAGCCAGGUUCCUUUGUAUUGACAGCACCUCGUGCUUAUCAUGCUGGAUUCAACUGCGGUUUCAAUAUCACCGAGGCUGUGAAUUUUGCCAACCCAGGAUGGUUCCCAAUCGGCCGACAAGCGUCCCUCUGUGCUCGCCAAGGGGCCUACACUUUGAUUGUACCAUACGAAUACCUCCUGUCUCAUGAGGCCAAGUCGCUACGAGAUGCGCACCUAACUACUACGAGCAUAGAGAGAAUAUCGCCAAGCGCAAGGAGCGGUGCUCGCAUCCUUGCCGGCGAGCUUGGCGCAGUGUUGGAAGAGGUGGAAAGAAGGCUGCGGGAAUACGCGCAGUCGAGCAACUGUCGGAUCGCCAUGUUGAAUGACGUGGAUAGGCUUAUUAAGAACAAUCAUCUGGGACCCGAGUUUUGA
Messenger RNA from Chondrus crispus (carragheen), 714 nucleotides. RefSeq lists its product as hypothetical. Lineage: Eukaryota; Rhodophyta; Florideophyceae; Gigartinales; Gigartinaceae. Bases 1 to 714 code for a protein of 237 amino acids. The transcript has 2 exons. Gene Ontology annotation, biological process: chromatin remodeling. The record is from RefSeq and is a predicted model, not a curated record. Gene Ontology annotation, molecular function: histone demethylase activity. Gene Ontology annotation, cellular component: nucleus.